UAUUUUUCUACCCAUGGUACAGCUCUUGGUUCCUUUGUGGACUGUGACUUGCUCUUCGUAGAUGCCGUAGAAGAUGUGGAGCCUUUUAAAAAUGCAUCCAUAACCUUAAAUAUCUAGAAAUGCCUGUUUCUUGAUGUGAUUUUAGUCCGAUUUUGUAAAAUCCACUUUGCCUUUGCGUUCCCGCGCUUUCCCGCGGUUCCUGAAGAGCUCGUCCUAGUCCUUUCAAGACUUCAUGUUGCGAUUACAUCACGUUCUUCUUGGAACGGAACCAAAUAAAAUUUAUAUUUUUAUUUCAAUUUCACAAUCGAACUGGUCACGAGGAAACGGGAUUUUUUGUUUUUUAUAUCUUAUUUUGUAGUGAAAAUAUAAUUUAAACAGAAUGGCGAUGCAAGAUGUGAUAAAUAAAAUGAAAGGUACAGCUCUAGGGGUUGCAGAAUAUCUAACACCAGUUCUAAAGGUAUAAAAUCUUGUAUAAAAAAUACUGUAUUAAAUAAAGUCAAUAUUGGAAUUGUUUGUAAUAUAGAUGUAUAUAAUAAACAAGUUUCUAUUUUACAAUAUACUGUUAAUUAACUGAACAGUCCUUAAUAUAUGUAGUCAUAAUAUAAGGAUUUUAACAACUUUUUAGGAAUCAAAAUUCCAAGAAACCGGCGUUAUUACACCGGAGGAGGUAGGUACUGUUAAAGUAGAGAACUGUGGAUGGUAGGGGUUCAAGUAUUCAACUACCUGAAAGAAGAAGUAAAACGUUGAUGUUUCGAGCGACGGCCCUUCAUCGGGCUCACUGUUAAAGUAGUGCUGUGUAUACCAUAUGACACAUUUAGGCCACCCAUUUAGUAGUACUGUAGUAUCAACACACCCCCAUUGAUUUUCAACCCCUUCAGAAAUGAUUUUUGCAAAUUCUUUAAUUUUCCCGACCCUCUUGCAAGCUUUCAAUUUUUCUCAAACCCUUGGAAAUUCCAUGCCAAGAAACUCCCAUGUGACUUUAUUACAUCUUUUUUCCUGACCCCCAAUUUUUGGAAAUUUCUGAAAAUCUAAUUCUGGUAAUAGAAAAAUUUGCUAGGAUGCUCGAUGGGCAAUGGAGGUUAGUAAGUCUUUCAAUUUCCUCUGUGCAGAAGGUGUGAAUAUAUUCUCUAGAACUAGAAAAUACAUGCAUGCAGAAAACCUCGCCUUGCUGACAAAACCAUUGUAUUUUCCGAACAUGAAGUAUUUAAAGUAGUUGUCAUGGUAACAUAAUAAUUUUUUGAGAAUAUUUUUACAAACGAAAAAUCCCCUAAAAAUAUCACUUUCUUAAUUCUUUCACCUUGUUUUUCUCAAAAAGCUUUUGAAAUUUACAAAAUCUUGCAAAAAUGAAAUAUAUUUGUAAGAAAUCAUGAAAGCAAGAAAUGUUUGCUAUUUCGCUGUCGCCAUGCAGUCGUUAUAAUGCAAAUUUUAAAUUGGACCAAUCAGUGUUCGCUAUUCAUAACAGUCCACUAUAUUUUGAGAUCAGUGAUGACCACCCACCCAACACCGAACCAUACAUGGUAACCCACGCCCGCGAUCAUUGAUAACUUUAGACUUUGCUAAUGCUUUCCUUUCCCCGGCCCCCGGUAAAUAGCCGUGCGGAAUUAGUACCGUCACCCCAGGCUUAUGCCCGGAACAGCGCUCUGCACUGUUGGCUCGGGAAUGACUCACUAGUUAGUCAUCCUUAUAAAAUGACCCUUUCAGAAAUAAUUCAGUUUUUGAAGUCUACAAUGCACCCAAAUGUCAGACCUGGCUGUUUGAGACAAGCGAUCGCACGCACCUCUGCACAUGCUUUGACUCAUCAAGGUGUGGAUUUUGCCAUGCACCUCAUUUGUUUUUCAAGUAUCAAAUGGCACACCUCAUUGAUUGCCUCUAAGUGACUUUAUUUUGUCCAAUUCUUCUUGCAUGUAAAACAUAAACAACCAAUAAUCAAGAAAGCCCCCAAGGAGGAAAUGUUUGAUGUCCAGAGGGGGAGGAGAGAAAAAUUUGUUCUGAUAAUAGUAAGUGUAUUGGGACAUCCAAAGGGGCCGGGUAGGGGUGUUUUCUGGAAUGACCCAUUUCAAAAUAAAAUAGUGAACCUUAUUAUAGGCAUGACAUAACAUUGCAUUAUUUUACUCUAUCGACAAAUCUGUAAUUCUCGGCUUUUAGUUUGUCGCUGCUGGAGACCAUCUUGUUCACCACUGCCCAACAUGGCAAUGGUAAGUUACAUUCGAUCUUCAAUUUAGUCAGUAGUAACCUCUUGUUCCCAGUAAACUGCAAAACAUCCAGGGUUCUAUACAGCAGAUUUGCAGUAUCCUAGUAUCCUGAUGAUACCAGUCUUGAAUUUUUGGAUACCAGAUGUCGAAACCUUGGUAACCUAUUUGUCCUAAUCCACAAUGGAUUCUGGCAAAAAAUUCUAAUCUCAAACCCUGAAAAAAAACCCAGUUGACUCAUUAAGCAGCAAUUCACCCAAAUGCACCCUGCUAUACUUUGUUAUUUUAUUUUACACAUGCACUUUCGUUGGUAGGGAUGUACUGUAGCUACCUGAAAAUAUAAGGAGAAUUUGUCUAAUGCCAAACAAUUUUAAUUGUCAAGGAGAGAGUCUUGUGCAUUUAUGGAUUAACCAUACCAUCUGCCAAUGUAUCUUGUUAAAUAUAUACAUGGGAUAUAGUAAGAAUGUUUUGUCGAUGACUUCACUUUACAGUCAUUGUUGCACAAAAGUGAAAAGAUCUAAUAGGUGACAUUUAAUUGAUCGAUACCAAACGAUUUUGCAGUUGAAUAAUUAAACUAAGACAAUUGACAUAAUAUGCCUGUAUGUAUUAUAUAUAUUUUCUUUAAUCCAUUAGCUGAAGUUGCAUUGCACCCUACUUUAUUAUUUUACUCUGUUUACUGGCAAACAAUUUUUUUACUCAUCUAGGGGCGAGUGCUGACACACGAGCCAAUGGGUUAAUCAGAUUAUCUGCCCAUCUCUCUAGUUAACCCAUUAACUUGCAUUGCAUCCUAAUGCGUUCCAUGCAACCUCGUGCGCUGACACUCAAUUAUUGUGGUUACAGAAUCUCAUUAAAAAGGACACCUCUCUAAUACAGACAUUUCCUUUCAUUGUUAAUUUUGGAUUCAGGCCCAAUUGACUCAUUAAUACUGCCUUACAGGUCAACAGGAGACGAGUCUAAAGUCAAGCAUUAUCUCCCAAAAGAUAAACAGUUUUUAGUCACUAAGAAUGGUAAGUUUUUGGUUUAUUGUUUUUGGUUUAUGGUGGUCCCUUGUUAAAAAUACGAAUAAUCUACAGUAUGUGUACGAGAAUAGUAAGAUUAACAAGAACAAAUUGCACCGCCACACAGCGAAACAAACAGUUUUCCAUGUUCCAGGAUUCCAGUGCUGUAAAAGUUACUCAUUUUUUGGAACUAGUUACAGUUACAGUUACAUUCCCAAAAAAGGAACUAGUUACUGGUAAAAGUUACACUUAAAAAAAAUGCAACUAGUUGCCGUUACAAAAUUACUUCAAUAUUUACAAUAUACUGUAACUAGUUACAAGUUACUUCAAGUAAGAAAAAACCCAGUUUUUUUCAACUUAAUGAUUAGUGGUCAGCAGAUUGACGUUAGUUAUUUGUAAACGUUAUGUAACCUUACCACAAAUGGAUCUCUCAGCUGUGCUACGCAUUGAAGCAUGCGUUGUCGUAGAAAACCGUGAGGAGAAUUUCGAGAACUGAGAGGUGAAUUGUAAGUUUUAACCGCAAGAAUGUAACGAAAAAAGUAACGUAAACGUUGGCUAUAAAAGUAACGCGUUAUCGUUCCAUUUUAGGCCAAAAUGUAACUCGUUACAGUUUCAGUUACCUUAUUUUUAAAGGUAACUAGUUAUCGUUACAGUUACUCAAAAAGUAACGAUUACUUGUAAUUUCGUUACUUGUAACGAAGUUUCUUACAGCACUGCAGGAUUCUCAGUAUCGUAAAUAUUAAUUAAACCGUCUUUAUAAUAAUUGAGCAAGCCACUUAUGAAGUUCACUAAGCUACAUAUCCUGGCUAUCUUUUUUUUUCUUCGCUUAAAUGCAGUUUCAUACUCUCUGCUUGCCCUUAUAAAGUAACUUGAUUGAUAACGCACUGUUCUAGCAAAUGGUAUCUUCAAAGUAAUUAGUCCAGGCUUGCUGGUACUGUACUUCUGGUCUGACGAUUAGGUUUGCAAACCGGAUUUGCGUCUUUAUUCACAUGCACGUAAACCAUUAAUCAUGCACUUUAAUUUAACUGAAGAAAGACCAAGUCUAGAUUCUCGUGCUAAUAAGAUAUCGGCAGUGGAUCCAACUUUUGAAAUCUUUCAACAUUGCUAACUUUCGUAGCAAAGGAUGGGCCAAGAACGUAUUUGGUGGCUCUUCUCUGAAUCUUUUCAAGAUCCCUUAUCAACUCGAUUGAGUGCGGACACCAAAGUUGUGACGUAUAUAUAUGCAAGACGACCUCGCACCAGUUGAAGAUAUAGAAACUCCCUGGUCGGUGUGUCAUUAAUCUUCAACGACGUGCGCCUAACCUAACCAAACCCAGCAUCUUGUUGACUUUCAUGCGAACCUUGCAGUCAUGAUCCUUCCAACUCAAACUUGAAUUUAUUAGUAUUGCCAGGUCUUCCUUGGUCUCUGUGAGUGAGAUUGGAUGGCCACGAAGGUAGUAUGAAUUACGAUACGGGUUAACCUUCCUGGAGACUCUAAGGGCCUUGCAUUUGGAAGGGUUAAAAUUCAAUCGGACGCCAUUGGACCAAUAAACAAUGUUGUCAAGGUCUCUUUGUGAUAGUGUAGCAUCACAUCUAUUUUCUUGAAACACUUAGUGUCAUCAGCAAAGAGACCUACUGUAUACUCAUUAGGUGACAAUGAUUGCUUAAAUGAUUGGGUUGGUCGUUAGAUCGAGAAUAAUAGCGGGCCAAGAAUUGAUCCUUGGGGAACUCUCGAUGUCACCGGUAGUAGACAUGAAAUUGCACCCGCGGAACAACUAUGCGCUGCUUCCUUCCAGAGAGAUAAUUCGCGAACCACGACAGUAGAUGCCCAGAGAUACCAUCGUUGGAGUUUUGUAGAAGUAUGAUAUGGUCUAUGGAGUCGAAAGCAGGGCAGGAAAAAAGAAUUUCCUUCCUGGGAGCACAGCCUGGAGACAAAAAUUUCCUGCAGACCAACGCCGGGGCAACGGAGUAUUCUUGUGCUAAAUCUACAUGUGCGUAAACAUAUUGUGUUCUAGCUGACCAAUUCAAGGAAUAAUGUCUGUCAACCAUAUGUUGUUGCGCCCAUAGUGGGACAUGGGUGUUAAGGUUUCCUUCACAUUGUCAAUAGCAAAUCUUCAUUGAAAUGAAUUUCCUGCAGCUGUGCUCGCCUACAGUAUGUAUUUUUUCCACCCCUGGUUGAAAGCCUUCGAUAUAUCGAGAAAGAUGAUGUCCGUUUGCUUGUCGAGAUCGAGAUACUUCCCCAUAGUGCUCAAUGUGGAUAACAGCUGUGGAUAACAACAAGACCAUGCUGAGCAUCAUGUAUAAGGGAUCGUACAUGCAUGUGAAGAUAUACUAUUAAAAACGCAGCGUUCAAAAGAAUUUUUCCACUAUUGACAAUAGUGAAAUUGGUCUAUAGUUUUCGCCUUUACUCAUGCAAUGGAAUUAUGUAUCAAACCUGCAUGUUCCGGCUGCCCACUUCGCUCGCAGGGUUAACUGCAAAUUAUUUUUGAUUUGAUUACCUGCAAAACAAGGAAAUAUGCAGGCAUGCAUGUUUUCAUACAAACAACAGGCGUAAAAACUGCUUACCUACAGUAGGGCAGGUUGUACCAAACUCUUUUUAAUCACUAUUUUGUAGUUAAAUAAUAGUUAACUUUAGAAUACGAGAUUUGAGAAUACCAUAAGUCCAUAAUUCCUUUAAAAUUUAUUGUAUCACACUCUCAGCCAUCCUUGAAGGUUAAAACUAAAGAUUUAAACGUUUUAAAAAAAAACUGUUGCAAGCAUUACAUGUAAAUGAUUGCAUGCACACCACUGCACGCUUAACAAACCCCCCUUCUUUUCAUCCUGGACCGAUGGCUUGAAAUUUGUUAUACGGAGCUUCGAGUGCAUGUUACAGUAUAUUGUACCGGUUGCAGGGCCUUUUUUAAGAAUUCGUCCGUGAGGGGGGAGGGGACGUCUAUAAAAAAGGACCAUACUACAGUAUACUGAGUGUGGUGAGAUGACAGGUGUGUUGAUGGCACAAAAUUCGGUGUGGUGUCGUAUGUAAUAGUAUGGGGGUCAGAGUGUAUUCUCCUCCAGAAAAUGUUUGUAUUUUUCCACCCCUAGGAUUGCAUUUUGUGCGUUUUCUGAAACAGUUUUUGGAUACACAGCGUUACAUUAUACUGUAGAUAGACCGAAUCUUCAGUUAAUUUAAGUACUUGCAUGGUAUGUUUAUGUAAAUAUACCACAACUCAGUCACUAACUUAUUUAGCCUAGCCUUCCAACAACUCAGAUCUAUAGGGUCUGAUAUAUGCUAUCCACUUGGAUAUUUUUAAAAUCUACGGUAUUUACAACACAAUGUUUAGCAUUUUUAAAAAGACAUUGAAUCAUUUGAAGAUAAAAGAGAAGACAUAAGAUUCACAAAGCAAAUUUCAGUUACUAUAGAAUAUCAAACCUCCCUUCUAAAUUCCAUUUUUCUUCCAAUAUUUUGCCUAUGUUUUAGAGAAAAAGAACUUUGACUGGAGGGGCACCAUGGGGCUUUGUCCCAGUUAUAUAGUUAAAAAAGGCCCUGACAGGUUAAGUAAGGGAGGAUACAGGAAAAUACAUGUCCUCUUACCGUGGAUACUGUAUGUAAAAAGUUAGGAACAUUUCGAACACUGCAGGACAUAGGAAACUGUCUGCAUGAGAGAGAUGUCCCUAUGAGCGAGGUACUGUACUCGUAUUAAAGAGGUUCCUGUAAGGAAACGUUCAACUGAGCAAUAAAUAUAUUAUGUUUCCUACAAUAUAGUACCUUGUUACAAGAGAUGUAAACAGAUGGAGUACGUUGACGAUAAUGAAACAAUUGUCGAACCAGAAGACGAAGAUGGUGGCUGGGUCAGUACACACAAUACAGACAGUACAGCCAAUCAACAGUCAACUACAACACAAACCGCUGAAAUUCAACUUGAUUCAGAUAAGGUAACUUAUUGGUUGCUUAUCUAUUACACGCCAACUUAAAUUACUCUAAACACAAGUACUGUAGCUUCAGCUUCAUUCCCAUCUGGGCGCCAUCUACCUUUCAGCCUAAAUAUGUCGUAUAUGAUUUUCGCUGAAAAUUUUUAUCCACAAAACUAAUCAAUAUUCUUUGUUGAGGAGGUUACCCAGAAUUUACAAAAAAACGUUACUUAAUAACUAGUGCCUACUGUGUUUUUUUUUUUCAAUCGAAAUUUUAGGACAAACUGUAAAACAAAGAACAAAGAGUUUGGCAAUUGGAAAUUGGAAUAUAACAAAAUUCUUACUACAGUAGUUUGUAAUGUUACUCUAAAAAGUAUUUUAAUCAUAAUUUUAAGAUUUAUUGUAAUGCAAAACAACAUUGUCAUGUAUAUAUAACGUGGAAAACAAUAUACAGUAACGUGCAAGACGCUUCCUAGUUCCCUAUAAGGCACGUGAACAGUAUUGAUUUAUACAAAACUAAUAAGGGACCGGUCAUAAAGUAACUGCUAGGGUGGGCCGGAGUGAUUUGGGAUGGGCCAUUGAAAAAUCUUUGGGCAGUUUGGAUGGGCCGCCAAUUAUUUUGUAUGUCUACGGUUGGGCCACCAAACAAAAACACAUAUCUACUUUCAUCCAGGGGCGUAGGAAGCCAGGGGGGGGCUCGGCGCCAACCAUGGUGGUGCCUAGUGGGAGUCGUCCCCCCUAACUUUUACAAGCUUCCCUGCUUUCAUCACUUAUUAUGAUAACUAUAAUAGCAAAUAAGAUUUUAAAAUCAAACAUAAUACAAAUCUAAUAGGGCUGUACACUGCACAGAGGGAAGCAGGGGCAACUGCCCCCACCGAGAAAAUUUAUCUAAUUUUAUAAUGUGAUUAUGCUUGUAACGGAUAAUUAUGCAGUCAGGAAAUAAAAAAUUCAUGCAAGCAAUAAGUGUCUAUACAGCCGGCUAUUUAGUAAAUUGCCGUCACUUGUCAAUCCAUACUCAUCGAAUUUUCAAAACUUUAUUGUGAUCAUAUGAAGCAAAAGUUCUGUCACUUGUUGUUUACACUUGCCAAUGUUAACUGUUGAGUAACCAUACACACUAUUCGAGGAACAUGCAUUACUGUAGCAAAGAGUCAAUCAUAUAUCGACGACCAUGCACAGAAUAGUAGAGAAUGUUUUGAAGGUCAUGAGUGAAGUAUAUAACUCCAUUCCAACCCUGUGCACAGUUAAUGAUAUACCACACUGUUCAGUUUAACUCAGCAUAUCCACACAAAAACAAUUUGUAUUGUGGGAGAAUAUCUGUUUGAGUAGAAGGUAUCACAAGUUUAGUUUUGUACAUUGUGUGCCAUUGAAGCCAAAAUAUGGCAAAGAAUAACACGAGUACCAGAGCAUUGAACUAUAAAUAACAAACUAUUAUUAUAUUAUUAACUAUUAUUAGUAGUUAUUUAUAGUUCAAUGGAUGUAAACAAUUGAUGUAAGCUAAUAUUGGCUCAAUUAUACAAGCUCGUCGCUGAAUGGCUAUAGGUAUAAACGUUAAUACUAAUGUGCUUCGCAGAUACAAAAAUAAAGAUAUACACUGGCACUGUAUUGAUAUAUCUUCAUACCUGGAAGUUUUUUUCAUUAUAAAAGUGUAUUUUCCCAAUUUAGAUUGGGUGGGUGGGUGGUUGGGUCAUGAAAUAAAAUUGGUAAGAUUGGAUGGGCUUUGAAAUUUUUAUCUACAUCCUAAGAUGGGUCACCAAACUUAUUGGCAAAAUUUGUGAUUUACCUCCAGCCCACCCUAGCAGUUACUUUAUGACCAGUCCCUAAUUUGAAUUCUAUAACUUCAUAAAACAUUUCCUGAUUAUUUCAUCUAAUUUGCAUGUUUGAACAGAUUGAAAUAUUCAUGUUGCCACCUUAUAAAGUAAUUGUAGGAGGCGGACAGUUAGUUAAUUAUUGAUGUAGCCUGCGUGGCGGCUCUCAAAAUACAAGGAAAGGAGGAUCGCAUGAAGUAUCAAGGAGAAUAAUUUGAAACCGCCAUUUUAAAAAACAGCAAUCGCUUUGUCGCUCGAGCGCCAUGUGCUUUAUAGUUACAGUUACGGUAAAAGUGGCUAUAAAAUGAGCCAAACGCAUAAAAAAAGGGAAAAAUAUCGGCGAUUGAUAAAAAAAAAUAACUAAACACCACACUGCUGUAUUGUGUUCUUCAUUAUAACAUAUACUGUACAUUGUAGUGAUCAUACGGUUCAUACCAUACGUGUGCUUUUACUAAUUUAAUAACUGAAAUAUGCAUCUAAAAGUAAAAAGGUUCAACGAAUAGAACACCACAAUUCCACAACAACAAAAAAUUGCGCCCACGCCCAAAAUCAUGUGACCACGCCCACAAAAUUAUUUUGGACGGCCACUUUUGAAAUCCUGGCUAAUACCCUGUGUCUAACAUUGAAAUUAAUUUACCACGUAUCUGUUUUGCAGAAGCAGAAUGUACCUGUGGCUGGAGAUGAUGACGAUGACGACGACGAUGAUGAGGAGGCUGAAGAUAUGGAAGGUAUUGUUUUAAUAACUCUCACGUCAUGUGACUGUCACUCAGUCUGUUACAGGGUUCGUACAAAACUCGAAAGUCCUUGAAUUUGAAAACAAAAAUUCAAGGCCUUGAAUGUCCUUGAAUUUGUAAAGAAGUACUUGAAUGUCCUUGCAUUCUUCUUGCUUUAGUUUUUGGAUAUUUUCUGAAAUUGUUUGACAUUCAAGACGGACAUUUUGUUGAACUGAUUUUGCAUGUUCAUAUCUGACCUCAUUAUAAAGUUACGUUUUGAACAAUUCAACGUCAGAUUUUGCUGAUUUCUAACACCUUCUUCAGUAUUUAGUCCUUGAAUUUGCUGAUACACGGCCUUGAAUGUCCUUGAAAAGUCCUUGAAUUUAACUCUUCCUGACCUGUACGAACCGUGCUGUUAGUCGAGCAGUCUGUUUACAGCAGUGGUGGACACAUCGCGAGAUAAUGCGGGGACGGGGGAGGGGUGAGCAACACUGUACGUUGCCAACAUAUGAUCACUUUUUGUAGCUCAACUUAGUUCUUAAAACUUUUUUGCCUUAAUUAUGUAGCCUACCAAUACUAUCAUGUUUGGAAAAUUAUUGUUACAGCUUUGCCCCGUGUCCCCCGCCCCCAUAGUGUCCGUCAUGCACUGUUUAUACUAAAUUACCUCUAUGUCCAUCACGGGGCGUGGUAUCUGACAUUAGCCAUGUUAUUUGAAAGGUGGCCACAUGGAAAUUAUGGGCAUGACCCGCAUUCUAUUCUGCUGACAAUUUCUUUACAUAUGUAUUAACCUCCCAUUAGUUAAGGAUAAAAAAUGAAUAAAAUGGGAUGUCUAAUGUAGGCUGCAUGAGUAAACCUUGAGCCAUGCUUACAAUUUGUGUACAAACGUGUUACUGUAUUUGUUUCAGCUUUUGAAGAGAGUGGAUUACUAGAGACGGACGAGGUACUAUAUGCUGCAUGAUUAGAAAAACCGUAUUAAUCCAUACUUCGGUGUGUUGAGCACUCUGCGAAGUUGUUAAUGACUUAAUGGGUGUCUAUUAGUGAUAAAGCAAAGCUCACUUCCCUUGUGGUCGUUUGAGCACUCUGGCCCCAUACACUCUGCACAUGUCUGGAUGCGUUGAUGUCAACGUGUUGUACCACAUUCCUUGUUGUUCCACAUUCCAUCACCAUGUGUUUUCUUGGUCCUUGUUGUUCCACAUUCCAUCACAGUACAAAUUUAACCUGUAAAUGAACUUUUUGGCGAAAUGUGAGCACACGGAAAUUCUGCCGGCAUAUUUCGCUACGGUUUUUGUUUGGACGUAUAUACUGUAAUAGUCUUAGUGCCUGCGAACAAAAUUCAUAACUUCAAAAUGUGCUUGCAAAAUUGUAUCCUAUUUUAGGUUUUGAAGGCUAGAUAUUGUUAAAAUGGCAGGAUUUUAACGAGAUUUCCUAUACAAAAUUUGUUUUAAAAUGUGGCUGUACAAAUUUAAUACGUGCCUGCGGGCGGCGUUACUCGCGCAUUUUAAUGAUGCCUUGAUAGCAUGUUCCUCUUGUACAUGUAGCAGGUCGUAUUAAAAAAUUGACUUACAUGUUUCUAGGGUACUUUGGCAGUAGAAAAAUCACCCAAAGCUGGAGCAGAAGACGAUGCCAGUCCAACAACGGAUGGUAUUUUACAAACACGAACUUAUGAUAUGUAUGUGACGUAUGACAAGUACUAUCAAACACCAAGGUUAUGGCUUUCUGGUUAUAACGAGGUAGGAUCGACUUCUUGUAACUUUGCAUUGCCAGAAAGGCCGUGCUAAGCAUUGCCGGGAAACAUUCGACAGGCCUACUGUACGUAUAAAUCUCGAAUCUUUAAUACUUCAUGAGUAAAUUAGCCAACCAUAUUGCUUUAUGUUGCUCACAUGAUAAUACUGGAUACCUGAUGAAGUGUAUUGAUCCAGUCAUAGAACUGGAUCAAAAUUAAUUCAGUCCUUGGACUGGAUCAAAAUUAAUUCACCUCACUUUAAGGAGUGAUAUAUUCGUGUGAGAUGUCAUUUCAAAUCCUCCAAUUCGGACUGGACUAGAUUUCAAGGCCUUCUCAUUUUGACCCAGUCCUCCGCUCUUUGGCUUCGCCUCGGACUUGAUCACUUGAACACAGUUUCAGUUAUGCUCGCCAAAAAUAUGCUUUACAACCAACCAAAUACAAAGCGAGCACACCUGCCUUUAUAUUUUGCACUGACAUCACAGUACUGUGUGGGCAUUUAAACCCAUUUUAACACCAUAUACGCGUCCCAUUAUGUACCUAUAUAUCCAUCAAAACAUCACGAAUCACUUUCACCAAUUGAUGAUUCCCCUUAUUACGUUUUCGUAGCGCUUUGCAUUGUGGUUAUAGUGGUAUCAAUGAUAAAGAUAGCGGCUUCAAAUGAAAAUAUUGAAUGUUUUCGCAAAUAUUUUGCUGUUACCUAUCGCGCACCUGGCCCUAGCUAAAGUUCUUGCACGGGUCAGGACAAAAAAUAAGCCAUCUUGAAUAUCAGUGAUACCACUACUGUAUAACUACAAUGCAAAGCGCUACGAAAACGUAAUAAGGGGCAUCUUCUAUUUCAACAAACUAGAUUUUACAAACUUUUCUCACGACAUAAAUGGAAAUCGAGGGAAUCUGUCUAGGAACUAGACUCAGUUCCGAAGUAUCACCAACUCGAACCGACUUGACCUCGUAGGUCAGUUGGUAAAGCACUGAACUAGUAUCCCAAAGGUCGCGGAUUCGAUUCCCACCGUGGUCAGGGAAACUUUUCAGCUUGCCCGGUGUGCAUGCACACUCAAAGUAACUCCAUGCACAAACAUCAUAUUUACCUGAGUACAUACAGUAACACCAACACACACAAAAAAGCAAUAUUCUAUUCUAUGAAGCUACACAGCUUUACAUAUAAUUAAUAAUGACUUCACUUUCGUUUUGUCUUGCCAUGCAUGUUUUUUCCAUUUUUGGGCCUGGUAACAUGACCUUCUAGCUAAGAUCCUGGGCGAAUUGGGUGACCAACACACGACCACCUUUCGUAGCUGGAAAUCAUAGUUCUUUCAACUUUUUGCAUUUUAUACGCAAUAUUUAGCUAAUUAGCUUAAUUGAUAGUCUACCAAUGCUUUCAUGGUUGAAAAAGUAUUGUUACAGCUUUGUUAUACAGUUUAUAUUCAGCUAUCAUUCAAAGGCUUUCAGAAAUUAGUGGUGGGGGAUGGAGGGUGCAGUCGCCCUAUAGCUAGUGCCCGCCACUGUAUAUACAAACACAAACCGAACGGUUGUGCAUUAUACAGUAGAGAGCUUUAGAUUUUAUUGCGAAUACGACUAUUCGUUUAUUUGGACGGGCCAUAUUCUUACGCCAUCUUUUUUGGAAAAGUUUCGUUGUAAAACUAGCAUCUACUACGAGAUUAGGGCUCGCGUACAUAUUGGCGUAAGAAAAUGGCGAGCAUGUGCUAAUUACAGGGUACGAUAAUUCGCGUACUUACGUACCGGCGGUAAGCCAAUAGGGAACUUUAGAUUUGACUACGAGUACGACUACGAGUACGAGAUUCGUCAAGCUAAACGCAUGCUGUAUGCUUACGCCAUCCCGUGCUGACGCUAAAAAGUCGUAGCCGUCGCCCAUCUGAGUACGAAAUUGUGGAGAAACCUCGUAGUCCUCACGACGACUUUUCAAAAAAAACAAAUAAAGUUGACUUUUUUUUGUUUUCCAAAAAUAAUUUGUAGCAUUUAUAUAGCGUUUAUCCGGCGCAAAUAAUAUAUUAGUGCUAAAUAUCUGGCCUGUUUUUAAUGUUAUGACUUAUUUACACGUUUUGUAGUGGAUUUUAGUCGGCAGGAGAUUUACUUUAUGAAACUUUUUCUCUAGUUGUUGGUUUACUGUUAUAAAAGCAACAUUUGAAUGGAAACGAAAACGACUACGGUAAUUUCCUCGCACGCGAUCAAAUCUCGUACUCGUAGUCGUACUCGUAGUCAAAUCUAAAGCUCCCUAAUAUCACAGUCUGCUACUUCUUUGUUUUUUAACACUCGCUAUCUGCGUACUUGCAUUUUGCUGGUACCAGAUGACCUUAUACCAAGCCCAAGGUAUCCAAAACGCUAAUUGUAGUUAAAAGUCAAAAAGUUUGAAAGUUUUAGUUUAAAAGUCAUACUUAGAAGUGGGUAUAUGCAUGGGUACGUCUGACAUGUCGUGACAUGAAGAAUUAUUGGACUGAUAGGAGUAAGGAAUGUUGGAGUUGAUUAUAUAACGUUUGUUUAUGCCGUCGUUCCCGUUCUAACUCGAGUUUUAGGUUAUACUGAAUGAAUACCUUUCAGAAACUUGUACUUUAUGUACCUCAUUUUAAAGUACUAUUUAAAACAUGAGCAGCAGUGUUUUAUCAGAUAUAAAGAUACGAGGCGAAGCCGAGUAUCUUUAGGUCUGAUAAAACACGCACUGCGAAUGUUUUAAAUUGCUUCAAGAAUGAUCGAUCUAGUAAGUUCAUUGGCGACGUAAUUUUCAAAAAAAUACGCUUGCUCUGUAAGUCGAGAAAAGCAAAGUUAAAGUUUAUAUAAAUCAAGGGAAAUCUCUGUCACAUAUAAAGAUACGAGACGCUUAUGAUUUUCUUCAUGAAUUAUUAAUGAGUUUUUGAAGACUAAGUACAUCUUGAGUCUUCUACGAGCUCAAGUACGAGACAAUAAUCAUUGGAAUACUAUGCAGUGAGGUACGACCACAAGUUUUGAAUUAUCGCACCUUGCGCAAACAACGAGCGGCGUAAUCGUACUCCUACUCGUAGUAAAAUCUACAGCUCUCUGAUAUCUCUCAGAGUAUAACAAAGACACGAAUAGUCUUUUCAAUUAUGUUUUCUUUCCCUUGCCAAUUUAUAGAACCGUAAACCUCUGUCAGUGGACGAAAUGUACGAAGACAUGAGUCAGGUAUUAUUCAUACAUAUUCAAGACUGCCUUACAGGUAUACUGUAAUACAAUUGUAUCCAAUAUCCUGGAAGCAAAACAAGUGUACGGAUAUAUCUUUCCAAUAUUCUUAAUCAAGAGAACAUUGUCGAAUGGCGAAGUGGCGAACUGGUGUUAUUUAAUAAGUUGUUUAAUACCCUUCAUACAUGAUUUCAAAAUAUUACUUCGAUAACACGUCGCAGUGGUAGCAUGUAUCAAAUCUGUUAACCUUUGUAAGUGGCGAUGUACCCAGGGGCGGAUCUAGGGGUCGUCAAGUCAGUCGCGCGACUGAAGUAAAAAUUGCCUACUUAAUUAAAAGAAUUCGACUCCAGCUAUCUAUAGCGGCCAGUAGAUCGAGUUAUUAAAAUUUUGAAUCGUAGUCCAGUUAUACGUUUCAUGCUGCGGCAGAGCUUCGGCAAAGUAAUGUUAGGCAGUCACGAACAGCGGUCUUACGCAUGAAUGUUGACGGAUUCGGAGGUUGAAUCCGGCUAUCUGAUUGGCUGACGCGCUCAUUUCCAUGGUUACAGCCAUUUGCGACGGAUCUGUGGGGAGGCCUGACGGAUUUGCAGAUUCAGGGGCUCUGUAUGAGUCUUCUGAUUGAACCAUUUAAAAAUAUUCUGCGCUGUCAUUGGUUUAUAUUUUCGACGGAUUCGCAGCGUGGGGUAUUCGUCAACACGGCAUUUGGUGUUUUAUACCUCCUGAAUGUUUACUAUUUCGAACGUCUGGCAUGUGAGAAAUUUUAUUAUUAUAUUUUUACGAGCGAUCUCUGCCAGCGAUAUCUGGAAACAUUUUCGACAAUAUUCAGUUUGCGAUUGCGGCAAACGAUUUAGAAUCUCUACAACGUUUGUAUACGGAGCUUGAGAAGAAUAUCGAUGCUUCAUGGACAAAUUCUGUUGACGAACUACUGAACGGCAAAGUGAGCACCAUCCACAAUACAAGCAGAAGCCUCGCUAGAAAUUUUGGCGCAGAGAGCUACAUUCCGUAGUAUGUUCGAGACAAAGCUUGCACUGCAAUAAGGUAGAGAAAUUUAUGGUUUUAUAAUGAUGUAUCUUUAGUUUAUAUUAAUUAAACCGAAGAACCAAAGCCGUCGGUGUUGUUAAUGAUUGUUUGACAUAUGAUAUUUUAAUAUUCGCUAUGCUGUAUUAGCAUAAUUCUCGCGUCAAGAAGCUAAAAUAUGUUUUAUUCAAUAUCCACAUUGUAAGCAUUUGUUGAUUCUCGUGUUUAUAGUGAAGUUUUAUUUAAGAUUUAUUUAUAUUUAUGCAUCGAUCACACAACAUGUCGGCCUUAUAGAAUACUGUUUGUCCAUAGCCUAUCGACACGGCUUGUUAGACCGCAUUGGUCUGGUGUAACAUGAUGAUGUGAAAUAUUUAAUAAGCUAGCUUGAAAAGCUCAUUGACUGGUAGCCAUUCUCAUGUAACUAGUUUAUUAAUAUUUGACAUAACAUCUUUAUAUCUUGUUAAUGUAAUAGUGUUUGACUUAGUUAAUGAAUAUCUGGUUGUUUUUUUGGAUCUGAGGCUACUAGCAAUUAUUUGUAUAGUUCUGCGUUUUUGGUAACAGAACAGUAUAUUUCCUUAAUGCAUUUGCUGCCAUAUGAUUUUACAAGUUUUACAAUGAUACACAUAUAGGUAUAUAGUAUCAAUAUGACGACGAUUGAUUAAUCCACAGGCAAACAUGUUAUUAAAUUGCUGCUGAGUUUUAAUGUACUAUAUCAUAGUAAUAUAUCCAUAAAAUUUUGUAUUGGAAUAGGAUCAAUAUAUCUUUGUGCAUUUGUAGUUUUUCUUACAAUGGAUAAGAAUCAAAUGUUCGUUUGAGUUUAUCAAUUUAAAUUUAAUCUAAAUACGUUUUUCACGCCCAGUCGAGACCACGCCCAGCGCCUGACAACGCCCCGUCCGCCAAAAAUUUUUGACUGAGGUACGAAAAAUCCUAGAUCCGCCCCUGGAUGUACCCUGAUGUGCCCUACUUCAUUAUACGUACUCGUCAAAGAGAGAGUGCUGCCACUCAGUGAGUUAGUUUCAAGUAAAGUGAAAUUGUUUGUCAACUUCAGGAUCAUGCGAAGAAAACAGUAACAAUAGAAUCGCAUCCUCAUCUCCCAACGACGAUGGCUUCUGUUCAUCCAUGCAGGUGUGUGAAAUAAUGAAACAUUUUGGGUGAGGUAUAAAGGCCCGUUCCAAUAUGGUCAUGACAUGUUGGCCACCAACAUCAUCCAACAUUGGAUACUGGGUACAAUAUGUUCGCCUCGUUUGAACACUGUAUGCAUGUGUUGGGUAAUUUUGGCUGAUAUGUUGGAUCAAGUUUGACUUUGCUUAAAAAUUACAUUGUGCAAGAUUUGUCAAUUAAGCCGGAUACAGACUAGCACGUUCUGUAUGAGAGGUUUUCAUAUGACCAAUGGCAAUUCUAUUCGCUCGUCUGUAUACGCAACUUUGACAAUUUUAUUAUAAUGACAUGUACUGUACACUUGUUCAAAAGCUAAUAUGCUUAAAAAUUUAGUUCGUCUGUACAGGUCAACAAAGAAAAUUUGGCAACGUACUCAUUCAGUCUGUCAGCGAUCUGUUGUUGUAAUAGCUAUCGUGGCGGUCAGAAAACCAAAAACUUUCAUAGAAAAUUUGCUGUACGUACACAUGUACAUUUGACAAAUAAAACUUGCCACAUGAAAAUUUGUCGUAGAAAAUUUGCUUUGCAUGUACUCGUAAUUAUUGACAUUUGAUGAUUGCGCCUGAUCGCGCUCCCCCGACAUCAUCCUACAUUGGACUGGAACGGGGUUUAAGAGGUUAUAUUAUAAAAAUGUGUCCGAUUUGGAGGAGACAUUCACCUUAUGUACUAUCUUACUUAUAUUUGUGCUAGACAUGCUGACGUAAUGAAGAAAAUAAUUGAAACUGUUGCUGAAGGUGGAGGAGAACUUGGAGUUCAUAUGUAUCCUUAAUUGUACAACACCCACUGCAGUAACACUAUAGUAUCAACCAGUGUGAUAGCCAGGGUGCUGACUUGGGAGGGAUUACUAGAAAUUUCCAGGACAGUCCGGAAGUAUGCUCCCUGGGGAAUUUUUGCUUUCUAAGCUUUCUAAACAGCAUUUGUUGCAUUCCGAAACUAGUUCUGAAAACAUAGAAGAAUGCAAUUCAUUCGAUCAAUUAGAAUAGAGCAUUGGAAACGACAAGGAAUCUUGACAUUAGCCACAUUUUGCUUAACAAUUGCCUAUUUUGUACAAUAAUUAUACUGUCCAAUUCACAACUCUUUAGGCAAUUUGGUAAAUGAGUAGUAAUCAUUCUUCCAAACAUCUGCAGAUUUUCUGCCCAGAUUUCAACGUUUCACAAGCACAAUUCCGUAGGCCAUUGGCCCUUGAUCCCCUACGCCAAUCAUGUUAUUAACUAUAUUCCCCAAAAGCAAAGGUAUUUGUGAGGAGAUGAAGUGGACGUGAUUAUUCAGCCUAAUCGGUGAGAGAAUAAUUGUCUUGAGAUAACUUUUCUAUCCAAAGAAACAACUGAAAAGUUUUACAUAAUGAUCCAACAAUAAUUAUCAUGAUGAAUUUUGCAAUUUUUGUUCAAUUAAACGCGAGCAAAAACACAUCCCGCCCUAGUUUUCUCGCCCGCAAGUCCUCCAGAAAACCGUCUGCUACGCAGGCUAGGUGGUAUAUUGUACUGCAAUCAGAUGAUAUAUAUUUCCUUGACUGUUAGCUAUAGGUACCUUUUAAUAUUUCUGAAAUUUGUCCAGGCUGUUAUUCCUACAAUUGAGUAUGACUACACGCGUCAUUUCGCGAUAUAAGAAUAACAGACAAUGAUAUUUGUAAUGUACUCAGCGAAUCUCAAGAUCAGAGGAGACAUCACGUGACACGACUAACAACUACAAUCUGAAAAUAUCCGUAAUGUACAAACAUGAGCUUACAUGCAUGGCCUAUAUAGAAUAAUACUAAUAAUUAUACAUAGACAAAGCACAUUUUGGUGUAAUUGCCGUUCCUCAAUUAAAAUAUAUUGUUAUAGAAAGAACACUUACAAUGAUUGGUAAGUGACUGAAGUGCAAUAAUCUGAUCCUCUGAAUCUGAUCCUUCCAGUUUCAGCUACAUGUUAUAGUUUAACUGCAAUUUAGAGUGGAAUACUUAUACAUUUAUUAGACCUUAUUUUUCACAUUACUCGGUCUCCUUUGUUCUUUAGAGAAAAUAUAUUUAAAGUGGAAGUCAAGUCCGUAAUGUAAACAAACAGUUUGUUUACAUUUUGAACUGCUGUAUUUUUUAAAAUAUGAUGGACUGUCUGAAUAUCUAACACCAUUUUGGUUCGCUAUGCUUCUAAAAUGAAAUAGAGUUUAUGUUCAAAAAAAUUCAAAACAUUCGAAAUUUGGGCAAUGUUCACAUUAGAGGUCCUCACAUUGUUAUGAGCAGAACCGAUGCGCAGAACGGACUUGACUUCCACUUUAAUAUCCAAAUUCAAAGGCAAAACAAUAGAUUAAUAAUCCCCUCUAAUAUUCCCCUCUAAACUUAAGUGAGCAGUGUUUGGGACUCAUUUCAUUAAAUGUCUUUCAUAACGAAUUUCUUUCUGUAAUGUCUCCUAAAAUGCAAUCUCGCCAAUGUGAAAAAUAAGUACGUUAUUUUGAGGCACCUCGGGGAUAUGUGUUUAUUCACCUCGGCGCUUAUAUCCCCUCGUUGCCUCAAAAUAAUCUAUACUAACCGGGGCAAAAUGCAACUAUCGUCCCCCUGGCAGGAAUCGAACCUGCGAUGCAGGCAUAAGGUGAUGUCAAUGUGCGGUGUAUGGGUAAAUAUCAGCUAGGACUUUGGACAUCUCACCCGAUGUAACUAAUUGUUGAAGGGAUUUGUAGAUGGAAAUUUUGAGUGGAAUUUUUAUACAUUUAUUAGACGUAACCAGGAACAGUUGCGAAAACUAUCGCCUCUCUGGCAGGAAUCCAAGGGUGGGUAGUAGCGAAGUAGUUGUAGUUCGCUACUGUAGCGAACUACAAUUUUCAAGUAGCCAGUAGUUUUUGACUACUUUUUUAAAACAGUAGCUGUAGAUAUAGCGAACUACAUUUUGCUUAAAAGUAGCCAAGUAGUUGGCUACUUUUCAAACGACGAAUCGCUAUUCGCUACUUUUUAAAAUUGUUAGCAACUUGAUAGAAUAGCAUGAUAUUGAGACACAGUCUGCUUAAAAUCAAUACUCAAUAGUCAGUUUGCACUCCUGAACACUGUAGUGCUUACAAUGUUGCUUUGUGUUUACUGUUGUCUGUUGCUACUCGUAAGUCGAUUUGUUAUAGGCCUACAUUACAGCCUGAGUUAAUAGUAGAUGCUCCAAAUACAGUAAAACUAAAAAAUAUAGAUUAGCGAAAUAGCGAAAUAGUUCGCUACAUUUUUUAAGCAGUAGCUGUACAGUAGCGUUGUUCAAAAGUAGCAGUAGUUGUAGCUGACUACAUAUUUUUGAAGUAGCUGUAGUUAUAGCGAACUACAAAAAUUUUGUAGUCAACCCACCCUUGCAGGAAUCGAACCUGCUCCCCUGGUUAGGUCUAAAAAAAUGUAUAAGAAUUCCACUCGAAAUUUCCAUCAACAAAUCCCCGGUCAACAAUUAGUUACAUCGAGUGAGGUGCCAAAAAUCCUGACAUUUACCCAACUGCCAUUUAUCCCGACGCAGAACGGGUCAUGUGCAUGCGCAGUCGAGACUAUGAAUUGGCUUAUAGAUAAGGAAAUAGUCUUGAAUAGGUACAAUACUGUAUAUGACGGGAUUAUAUAGGGAUCACAUCUUUAAGAUCACGUCCGUCAAAAGAAGCGAACACAAUAAAACAG
Messenger RNA from Paramuricea clavata, 20209 nucleotides. The record is from the annotation of a GenBank genome assembly. Lineage: Eukaryota; Metazoa; Cnidaria; Anthozoa; Malacalcyonacea; Plexauridae.